UUUGCCCACCCCACCCCUGCUUUCCCCAAAACCCUCUCAAAAUCACCGGCGGCCACCGUCGUCCACGCGCAGCGCCGCUUCGCCAUGGCCCGGCGGCUGCUCAGCCUACGCCCCCAACUCGUGGAUCUCCCUCCCCGUCUCCUCCAUUCGCGACAGUAUAUGUCCGCCAUGCGCCGCUCCGCCUUCCUCGACCGCCUCCUCCGCUCUCUCCGCUCCGAGAUCUCCUCCUGCCGCGCCGAGCCUGCCCCGCCGCUACCGCCUUCCGUCGCGCAGUUCACCGUGGAUGACCGCCCCGGAGAGCAGUGGGUCCGCCUGCGUCGUGCGUUCUCUGCCUCCAAGGGCGGGGAUCAGGAGGAGGUCAAGGUGGAUGCCACCUUGGUCGACGGCGCCGUGGCGCCAACCCGCUCGGGCGCGGUCGCCGAAGACGGUGGACCGUCCAGGAUGCACAUCAGCGUCCACGUCGAGGUCUCCAAGCCCGCGCGGCCUGACUUGGCGCUCAGCUUCGAGUGCUCAGCGUGGCCCGAGGAGAUGGAUGUGGAGAGGGUCUUCCCUGUCCGCCGCAGUGGGCCGACGCCGGAACAGCAAUACAUGGGCUGCGCAUUCAGUAUAGGUACAACAAACGAUUUAAUCGAACCAGGAUAUCUGGCUCCAAUAAUCACAGGGAUGAAGGGAUGAUAUAACAACUUUAUGUGCACCCAGUUUACUUCAUCUUGCUCAGGCCACAAGAAAUGGUCAACUUUGCACACAAAAUUUCUGCUGGAUCGAACAUCUACAUGUGUGAAUCUUAAGUUUCAAGUGGAAAGGAAGUGUUUCUUAGCAAAGCUCAUUUUAUCCUGGGCUAUCCUUUGAGUUCCGGAUUAAAUCAUGCUAUACCUGUUUAUCAUGCCUACAGGCUACACUAGUGGACUAGUGGUGACUGACUGCCUGGAGAGGUAAUCAUGCAAUAGAUGGAAUGCUUGGGGAUGUGGAUGGAACAUUCUUUCAAUUCCAGUUCUGUGUUAACUGAAAUUUAGUAACACAGAAAUUUGAUCAAAUCUGUUUCUGGAUGAAGUGAGGCAUGUAGACUUACUUCAAAUGCUUUGGAGGAUGAAAAUGCUUGCUCCUUGGAGUAAACAAAAGAGUGUAAAAUAACCAGGGUGUAAUCUUGCACGGGUAAACUAUUUAGCACAAAAAUAUCCUACAGUUCU
This is a messenger RNA of Lolium perenne, 1187 nucleotides long. RefSeq lists its product as uncharacterized. The record is from RefSeq and is a predicted model, not a curated record. Gene Ontology annotation, cellular component: mitochondrial matrix. Lineage: Eukaryota; Viridiplantae; Streptophyta; Magnoliopsida; Poales; Poaceae.